CAGUGUAGAGUUUGGGUCUCUGAUGGUGUCACUGCUAAGCCUUCCAGACCAAGCUGGAGGGAUCUGAGCAGACAAGAACACCUCAGACUUGAGUAUUUUUACCCAGAGUCCAGUACUGCCUCCUAAAAUGCUUCCCAGCUUGUCUGUAAUGGGCCUGUACCAGAGCAGUGCAGGUCCUUUCCUGCACCCCUGUCCAGCUCUGUUGUUUCUUGGGGAGGUUUGCUGACUGACUGUUCAUCACAAGUGCCGCCUUUUCUGGCAGCUUUAAAGGUGCAGAUUCACCUGCUGAAGUUCUGCCUCAGCCCCAGUUCUCUAGUCCCUUCCUCUUACCAGUGCUGCAAAUCAGAGGUCUCUGAGAUUAGAACACCCUGCUCAUCAUGCCACCCAGCCUACCCACCUUGCCGUACAGUCUGUCCUCAGAGUACUGUAUCAUGAGAGGAAUGUCACUCUUGGAUAAUGGUUACUAGUAAAUUUGUUGUGUGUGGUCUUUUAAAAAUAAUAUCUUGGUAAUAUCAGAUACUCAAUGCUGAAUUUAAUGGAAAUUUACAAGUGCUAUUCCCUGAUUUUCCUUUAUAAAAGAAGAUUUAGAUAACAUUACCCCAUGGUACAGAAUGUUUAAAUAGUUAACAUUUGUGCCGCAGUAUAGCUUUUGGCUCGUGAAAAAUGAAAGCUGUCAGCGAUCUGGGCAAUAAGAUUCAUCGCCAAUAGUCACUAGCAACAGCACACAGCACUUGAGUCUCCGUGAGGUCCGCAGCAGUAGGAGCUGCUGUAAUGAAAGGCAUUUAGGCGCAAUCACUCUGCUGUCGUUCCUCGCUGGAUCCAACAUGGGCUUGUUGAAAGAGUUUCUAGCCAAAGCCAAAGAAGACUUUCUGAGGAAAUGGGAGAACCCUCCCCCGAGUAAUGCUGGGCUUGAGGAUUUUGAGAGGAAGAAAACCCUCGGGACGGGUUCCUUUGGAAGAGUCAUGUUGGUGAAGCAUAAAGCCACUGAGCAGUACUACGCCAUGAAGAUCUUAGACAAGCAGAAGGUUGUUAAGCUGAAGCAAAUAGAGCACACUCUGAAUGAGAAGAGAAUCCUGCAGGCCGUGGAGUUCCCGUUCCUUGUGCGGCUGGAGUACUCUUUUAAGGAUAAUUCUAAUUUAUACAUGGUUAUGGAAUACGUCCCUGGGGGAGAGAUGUUCUCACAUCUGAGAAGAAUUGGAAGGUUCAGUGAGCCCCACGCCCGUUUCUAUGCAGCCCAGAUUGUGCUAACAUUUGAGUACCUUCAUUCCCUCGACCUCAUCUACAGAGAUCUCAAGCCGGAAAACCUCUUAAUUGACCACCAGGGUUACAUCCAGGUCACAGAUUUCGGGUUCGCCAAAAGAGUCAAGGGCAGGACAUGGACAUUGUGUGGCACCCCAGAGUACCUGGCCCCGGAGAUCAUCCUCAGCAAGGGUUACAAUAAGGCGGUGGACUGGUGGGCACUGGGCGUGCUGAUCUAUGAGAUGGCUGCUGGCUACCCUCCAUUCUUUGCUGACCAGCCAAUUCAGAUCUAUGAGAAGAUUGUCUCUGGAAAGGUCCGGUUCCCAUCACACUUCAGCUCCGAUCUCAAGGACCUUCUGCGGAACCUGCUGCAGGUGGAUCUGACAAAGCGAUUCGGGAACCUGAAGAACGGCGUGAGUGACAUAAAGACCCACAAGUGGUUUGCCACAACUGACUGGAUUGCUAUUUAUCAGAGAAAGGUUGAGGCUCCAUUCAUACCAAAGUUCAGAGGCUCUGGCGAUACCAGCAACUUCGAUGACUAUGAAGAAGAAGAAAUCCGUGUGUCUAUAACAGAAAAAUGUGGAAAGGAAUUUUGUGAAUUUUAGGGAGGAGAAAGAUAGCCUGGAGCUCACACUCAGCCCUUGCACGCUGUGGAGGUGGAAGGUGGAGCCGAGACCUGCUUGUUGGAGCGGGUUCCAAUCCCUUCAUUCCAGCAACUGCGUGAGGUCUUUCCUGCGUCAUCAGUGUGCGCUCGCUCUGCAACCACCUGUGUCCCCAGGCACGGCUCCGCAGCAUCGUCUGCCAUAACACGGUGUGCACCACGUCCUCCUGGUUUGGUUUUUCUCCACCCUCCUAUAUCCUUCUCAUUCACUUCUCUGACCAGUGCUCCCUUUAUUUUCCUGGUGUUUCAGAUGGGCAGUGUUAUGGCUGUGUGAUAUUUAAAAGGAAAGCUACAUGUUGCUUUUUGUAGUUUUGAGCAAUAUUUUUGCUGACCAGUGGCUUGAAGAUAAACUCUCUAAUGAUUAUUUUUAUUUUGAGUAGCUUGAAUUCAGUUUUGCCAAAACUCUUAGUAAUUUUGAAGAUGGAAUGUCUUGUCAGCAUGGGAAUUUGCAUAAGUAAAGAUAACUUUUCAGGGGUCACUGAUGCAGCAGUGAGUCAGAGCGCCUAGAGAGCAGUGAGGACUCCUGGACGAGAGGCUACGUUCCCCUGGGCCUUCUAGUGCUCUUCACUCCGUGAGAUAGUAAGUGACCAGACAGAUAAGUGAGGGGCAUGGCUCCUCGCCGCAGCUGUCUCCCUUGGUACCGACCUCUCUGUGGGCUGGAGAGAGGCCUAAGGUUUCUGAGCCUUGGCUCUUCCAUGGGGGCUUCAGCCAGUAUUUGAGGAAAGUGUGACUGAGAAAUGACACUUUGGGAGGUUUCUCCGUCCUCAUCGGUGGGCUCUUAAGGGAAAAGAGCAAACGUGCAUUUGGAUAAAUGCUAAGUCAGCAGAAGCCUUGAUACCUGCUUGCAGCUUAGAGGUUCUCUCCUUUAAGGGAACUUGUCUGUUUGCUUUGGUUCGUACCAGGUAAGAAAACAAGCAAAGCAGUAGCUUAUUGCGUCCUCUUCUGAGGGAAGAAGACGGCAGGCGGGCACUGCCGCAGCUCUGCCGUGUCCCUGCCUGGCUAGUGACAGGAGAACGCAAAGCUUGAGACACUGCCACAUUUGUAUUUCAUGCUGAGCUGUGAUAUCUUUAAGUACGUCAGAAUUGCUAACCUCUUCCUUCUCUUUCAUAGACAGAGUAUAUGAUCAUGCGGAUACAGUUUUCAUAUUUGCUUUUCCUUAAUUUUUCUAUACAUUUUGCCAAUUGACUUAACAAUGUUGCCAUCGUGAGGACAUUUCAAGCACUCUUGCACAUUUAGUUCAGUGUUCCUUUGUGAAUAAAUGGCUUCACUUUUUUUUUACUAUACUUUCAUUACUUUUAAUUUUCUCACCUCAUUUUAUCUCUGUAUCAGUGACCUACCUUAAAUAGUCCACUUACCCAAAUAGUUUAAAAUAUUUCAUUUCAUGAUGAAUCUCCAAGGAUAUAAGAUUGUUUUAAGUCAGACAAACCCUGUUGUAUAUAGAGCCUCUCUAUCUGCCUCCUUACUGGUGCAGGUAGGUCAUUGACAGCAGUCCUAGUCAUAUGCACACACACCCUCACCAAACCCUUGAAGACAUUGAAAAUCCUAUCUGAGACCUUCUCUCCACCUAUCUGCAUGUGUUUUGGUUGUCAAGUGUUUCUGCAUGGCAAUGUCCCACAGUAACAAAUAAUGAUUUCAGUUGGUCCACCUGUAUUUAAAAUGUGCAAGAAAAACUGAAAUACUCUGCUGUAGCAAGUUCUGUGUAACAAAGAUAUAUCAUCGUGUUAAUAAACUGAAAGCAUCAUUUGUAUAAAAUACUUUAUUUACUUUUAUGUAUUUCAUUUAAAUCCAAGAACAUGCUAAUCAUGUGUUCUAUGUAUGCUACAAAUUCUCUGGUAGCGUUGUUGUAUAUUAAUGUAAAAUUACUUCAAUAAAUUGUGGGGAUGACAAUUUGAUUAUUAUAAUUUAGUUUUCAAAAAUUGAUGAACAGAUUUCUAUGAAUCCUAAAAAUAUUUUUUUCUAUAAAAUUAUUAGUGCCCAGCUAGAAUCUACCCAGGUAGAUGACACCUAGGUUUCUGGGGCUUCUCAGCCAUUCCAUUUUAUUGUCUCUGUUGGAAGUACACGAGCAAACCAUCAGCUGGGUCAAGGGGUCUCUUUCUGACUAACCAAGUACACUAAAUUGGAGUAUUUUUAACAUGCCUAAAAUUCCCAUUUUUAGCCACAGCUGAAAAGACUUUCUUUAAAAACUUGAAAUAGUAAGUCAGUGGCAAAAACCAGUAUUUUAUUCAAAGUAUAUUACGUAAGACAGAAGAAAUGGUGUUUUGCCCAUUAAAUCAAGAGAUGGCAUUGUAUAGGACAGAGCCCUGGACUGAGGGAGACUUGUUGGAGUGGCGUUGUGCAGACAGAGGGCAGAAGCAGGCACGUUGUGGGACCCCCGACUCCCUGAGGUAGGUCAGGAUUCCCUCCUCAGCUAAUAUUCUCAAGGGUAUCCCGCUGUGAAGUAAGCUUUGAUAGCAACACGUUUCUGUUUGUCCUCCCUCUUACCUCCACAGUGUGCUGAAAACCCUUUGACUAUCAGAAAGGCCUUGUCUGUUCCAUUCCUUCCUUCCUCCCUCACUGAUGCUAAAUAGACACUUGAUAUCAAACUGUCAGCCUACCAAAAAGAAGCCGUGGCUUAUGGGUAUUGCUGUCUUGUUCUUGGUGUGUACCUGUACUGAUUGCCCCUUGGUCUGAAAAAAAAAAAAAACAAUGCUCAUUGUAAGCCUAAAAAUACAUGAUUAUCUUUUCCCACUGACUGUUGUUCUUUCCUUCUGCUUGUUGUAAGAAUCAAAUGAAAUAAUGUAUGUAAAGGCACCUUGUAAACUGUACGCUUUCAAUGUAAGACGUAAGGUGUGUUAUUUCAUUAAUUAGUUCUUUGUUUAGAGUGCAAUUUCCUAUGCGCUACUAUAGCUAGGAAAUGCUGAAAAUGUGUUUUUUAAUUCAUCAAUAACCGCAAAAUUAAAGUAUCUUCAAAGGA
Messenger RNA from Mus musculus (house mouse), 4853 nucleotides. RefSeq names its product protein kinase, cAMP dependent, catalytic, beta (gene Prkacb). The transcript is spliced from 10 exons. Lineage: Eukaryota; Metazoa; Chordata; Mammalia; Rodentia; Muridae. Gene Ontology annotation, biological process: negative regulation of smoothened signaling pathway; negative regulation of TORC1 signaling; neural tube closure. Bases 825 to 1844 code for a protein of 339 amino acids. The record is from RefSeq and is marked validated. Gene Ontology annotation, molecular function: protein serine/threonine kinase activity; protein kinase activity; ATP binding. Gene Ontology annotation, cellular component: plasma membrane; centrosome; cytosol.